AUGGUGAACUACUUCGGGAAGUACUUCGGCCUUCGUGGCCAUUGGCUGAACUAUGCCAUCGGUAUCAUUGCGGGAUGUGAUUUCCUGCUGUUUGGAUACGAUCAGGGUGUCAUGGGUGGCAUCCUCACCAUGCAUCAGUUCCUCGAGCAAUUCCCGGAAAUUAACCCAGACGAAGCCAAUAUCCUGCCGGAGGUCCAACGGAGUCGGUCUACGACGCAAGGAAUAUCCGUCGCCGCGUACAAUCUCGGCUGCUUUGUCGGCGCCGUCACCACCAUCUUCAUCUCGAACCCGCUCGGCCGAAAACGGAUGAUCAUGCUCGGCACAGCCAUCAUGAUUGUCGGAGCUAUACUGCAGGCUACCGCUUUCUCCCUCCCGCACUUUAUCAUCGGGCGUAUCAUCACCGGUCUCGGCAACGGCGGUAACACGUCGACUGUGCCGACUUGGCAGUCCGAGACAUCGCACGCCCACAAGAGAGGCAAACUGGUCAUGAUUGAAGGCGCCUUGAUCACUGGCGGUAUUAUGAUCAGUUACUGGAUCGACCUUGGCAUCAGCUUCGUCGACACCAGUGUCGCUUGGAGAUUUCCCCUCGCUUUCCAGAUAGUCUUCUGUGUCUUCAUCCUGGCCUUCAUUUGGAACCUUCCCGAGAGCCCCAGGUGGUUGAUCCUCAAGAAUCGCGAGGACGAGGCCCGCGAGGUCCUUGCCGCCCUGUCAGACGUUAGCGUCGACGAUAGGAUCGUCGAGAACGAGUUCAUGGCUAUCAAGGAAACCGUCCUGGAAAUGUCCAAGGGGUCUUUCAAAGACCUCUUCACCAUGGAUAAGGAGCGGAACUUCCACCGGACAAUGCUGGCGGUCGUCAACCAGAUGUUCCAGCAGAUUUCCGGUAUCAAUCUGAUCACGUACUACGCCCCGGUCAUUUACCACCGCCUGAACAUGAGCGACUUCAUGGCCCGACUCCUUGCCUCCAUCAAUGGCACCGAGUAUUUUCUUGCCUCGUGGCCCGCGGUCUUCCUUGUGGAGCGCGUUGGUCGACGAAAGCUCAUGCUCUUCGGUGCCGUCGGUCAGGCCGUCUCCAUGGCCGUCCUAGCGGGUACAAAUUAUGCCAGCGAAGCUUACGGUAGCAGCGGGGCUCAGAUCGCCGCUGUCGUUUUCCUGUUCGUGUUCAACUCCUUUUUCGCAGUUGGCUGGCUAGGAAUGACUUGGCUAUACCCUGCGGAAAUCACGAGUUUGCGAAUCCGGGCACCCGCCAAUGCACUGUCUACGUCCUCAAACUGGAUCUUCAACUUUCUCGUCGUGAUGAUCACGCCGGUUGCGUUUGCCAAUAUUCGCUACCAGACGUACAUCAUCUUUGCCGCCAUCAACGCCUUCAUGGUGCCGGCAGUGUAUCUGCUCUUCCCCGAGACAGCGUAUCGGUCGCUCGAGGAGAUGGAUUCCAUCUUCCACAAAGUGCGCGGGGCCCGGGGCUGGUUCGACGUUGUCGGUGCGGCCAAACGCGAGCCCCGCCGCUACGGUAAGAAUGGCGAGCUGCUCAUCGCCUACGACGAGACCGACGAGCACAAGGCCCACCUACCACAGCCUGCGGAACACCGAGAGCACGGUGGCGGGUCCGGAUCCGGCUCACCCUCUCUCACGGACGCAGAAAAGGGAGGCCAGGGCACCUCCCUCUUCAUCGAAAACCAGAACCGCGAGUAG
This is a messenger RNA of Durotheca rogersii, 1689 nucleotides long. RefSeq names its product general substrate transporter. Bases 1 to 1689 code for a protein of 562 amino acids. The record is from RefSeq and is a predicted model, not a curated record. The transcript is spliced from 4 exons. Gene Ontology annotation, biological process: transmembrane transport; carbohydrate transport. Gene Ontology annotation, molecular function: carbohydrate:proton symporter activity. Lineage: Eukaryota; Fungi; Ascomycota; Sordariomycetes; Xylariales; Xylariaceae. Gene Ontology annotation, cellular component: membrane.